Gallus gallus (chicken) is the source of this 2034-nucleotide messenger RNA. RefSeq names its product nudix hydrolase 2 (gene NUDT2). Lineage: Eukaryota; Metazoa; Chordata; Aves; Galliformes; Phasianidae. Bases 605 to 1051 code for a protein of 148 amino acids. Gene Ontology annotation, biological process: ATP biosynthetic process; AMP biosynthetic process. The transcript is spliced from 4 exons. The record is from RefSeq and is a predicted model, not a curated record. Gene Ontology annotation, molecular function: bis(5'-nucleosyl)-tetraphosphatase (asymmetrical) activity.
CCCGCCCACGCUCUAUGCAGGAAGUACAGGUGAGGGUCGGCAGCGUCUGCGUUCCGUGAGGGCUUUGUUCUCUCCUCCCGCCCGACUUUCUGGUUGCUUCUUCCCAGUUCCCCUUUCCCUGGUCCCGGUGUGCAGCUCGUGGCGUCCUGGGACCGCGGCUGUAACAUCCCGGAGGCCUUGGGGCCGCCGGGCCUGCUUCCCCCAUUCAGCUCAGUGCGGUUGCCCGCCUCAGCGCGGGGCGCUCUGCUCGCUGGAGCGACCCAGCAGCACCUGAGGGACCGCCCGACCUCCCCCCCACACACCCAGAGCCUUCCUUCCGCCCGCGGCAGGGGAGCGUCGGGCUGCAGCCUCUGCAGCUUCUGCACCCGCGGGGUGUUUGCCCUCUCAGGGUCGGCGCGGCCCCGCGGCGUUUCCCGGCUCGCCCAGGAGGUGGUGCUGAUGCCCCGGCUUUACAUCUAGGCCAGAUGACAGAGCGCCCGUCCUCUGACAUCAUGUUGCUCAGCUUUGCCACUGACAUCCUGAGGAAUUCUGAGCUGCAGGGCAUCUGUGUUGGGCAGUUAUUUCUGUUUGCCACUCCCAAGUAAUGUUGAGUUAAGAGGGGGACAUGGCUGUAAGAGCAUGUGGCUUGAUAAUCUACAGAAGACUGCAGUCAUCACCGUCUUCUAAGGCUGCUGACAGUAUCGAAUACCUCCUCCUCCAGACAUCCUAUGGGACCCAUCACUGGACCCCCCCCAAAGGCCAUGUGGAUCCAGGAGAGGAUGACUUGCAGACAGCCUUCAGGGAAACACAGGAAGAGGCAGGUCUUCAGGCCAGUCAGCUCAAUCUUGUGGAAGGGUACAGGAAAGAACUGCACUAUCCUGUCCACGGCAAACCCAAGACUGUUGUUUACUGGCUGGCAGAGGUGAAGGAUUGUAACACAGAAAUUAAGCUCUCGGAGGAACACCAGGCUUUCCGCUGGCUGAAGUUGGAGGAUGCUUGCAAAUUUGCAGAAUAUGAGGAUAUGCAAGCAACGCUGAAAGAUGCGCAUCAGUUUCUCAGCUCCAACAAAUAAAUGCUUUUGUGAAGAGCAAGAAGAAUUUCUGAUAUUUUUUUUUAAUUUAAUUUUAUUUUUUAGCCAGUAUAAGUACUAUAUGGCUGCAGAAAUAUCCUUUCUUUUUCUAAACCUCUACAAACUCAGUAAUAAUACUUGGAGCUUUUAAAGAACUUAUGCUUUUGUCUCCCAUAGCUAAUGUAAAAGCAGUGUGGUCUGACUGAACUGUAAGCCAGAGAUAUCUGAGUUGAAACCCUGAGCUAACAAAGUCUCUCUGUGUUCCUCUCUAUUUUUUUUUCAUAAAUUGCUGAAUAAUUGUGUCUACUUUUGAAAAUCAAACACUUGAUGUUUCUUGACUUGCUGAUGUAGAUCUGCAGUGUUGUAAAAAUGAGGAUAUGGAGAUUUUUUAAUAGUAAAAUGUGUACUGCAGAAGUUGCAUCUUGCAUUUCAAAUUGGGCAGCAGUAGUUCUGUUCCUAAUUCCUCUGCUGAUAUACUGUGAUAACUUGUCAAAUCAUUUCAGGUCUUGUUUGUUUGUAUCAUGAAUUUAUGUACAUAGCUGAUAUUCUGUUAUGAAAAUAGUUGCUAUCCAAGGAGUCUCAGUAAACUGUUGACAUACAGUAUUUAAAUGGUAAACUUGAAGUUCUUUUUUUCCCCUUCCUUUUUGUUCUCAAACAGAUACUUUGGCCAUACAUUAUUCAAAAGGUUGUGAAGGGGAAGUCUAUGGCUGCCUAAUAGAGCAUUUUCUACACACAGUAUCUGAGCUAAUAGGCAUUGCAUCUGUUUGAUAGCAUCAAUGUUGUCUGCAGGCUGCAUACGCGGGGGCAGCAGGGUCAUGUGCACUGUCAGUGCUUUGCUGCAGACACUCCCGUUGGAUGAUUACAGUAGGCUGUGGUUGUACUUCUGGCUUCUGCAUCUUCACCUGCAUCAGCUUUUCUGUGAAUCUCUCUUUUGUCAUUGACAUGCUAGUGCUUUGUAUGGUCAUUAAAUGUUCUGUUAGUAAUGA